Molecule: messenger RNA, 2232 nt
Organism: Pelodiscus sinensis (Chinese soft-shelled turtle)
Lineage: Eukaryota; Metazoa; Chordata; Testudines; Trionychidae
Source: RefSeq, a predicted model, not a curated record
AUGAUUUCCAUCUCAAACUCUGCUGUGCAGCCGUUCCACGGCAUGAUGGACCGGGUGCCCAACGAGCCUUCCUACCGGGCCCCAAUGGAAAAGCUCUUCUACUUGCCCCAUGUCUGCAGCUACACCUGCCUGUCACGGGUCCGCCCCAUCCGGAGCGACCAAUACCGCAGCAAGAACCCCCUCCUGAUCCCGCUUCUCUACGACUUCCGGCGCAUGACUGCCCGCCGCCGCAUCAACCGCAAGAUGGGCUUCCACGUCAUCUACAAGACGCCGUGCGGGCUGUGCCUGCGCACCAUGCAGGAGAUCGAGCGCUACAUCUUCGAGACGGACUGUGACUUCCUCUUCCUGGAGAUGUUCUGCCUAGACCCCUACGUGCUGGUGGACCGCAAGUUCCAGCCCUACAAGCCCUUCUACUACAUCGCGGACAUCACCAAAGGCAAGGAGGACGUGCCGCUGUCCUGCGUCAAUGAGAUCGACACCACCCCUCCUCCGCAGGUGGCUUAUAGCAAGGAGCGCAUCCCGGGGAAAGGCGUCUACAUCAACACCAGCUGGGAGUUCCUUGUGGGCUGCGACUGCAAAGACGGCUGCAGAGACAAAUCUAAAUGUGCCUGCCAUCAGCUGACAGUCCAAGCAACAGGCUGCACCCCCGGCGGGCAGAUCAACCCCAACGCUGGCUACCAGCACAAGAGGCUGGAGGAAUGCCUCCCGACAGGAGUCUAUGAAUGUAACAAGAGAUGCAAAUGCAACAUGAACAUGUGCACCAAUCGCUUGGUACAACAUGGACUCCAGGUCAGACUCCAGCUGUUCAAGACUCAGAACAAAGGCUGGGGAAUCCGCUGCCUUGAUGAUAUUGCCAAGGGCUCUUUUGUCUGCAUUUAUGCAGGGAAAAUCCUCACGGAUGACUUUGCCGACAAAGAGGGGCUGGAGAUGGGGGACGAGUACUUCGCCAAUCUGGAUCACAUCGAGAGCGUGGAGAACUUCAAGGAGGGCUACGAGAGCGACGCCAAGUGCUCCUCCGACAGCAGCGGCGUGGACCUGAAGGACGAGGACGAGGAGAACACAGGCAGCGAGGAGCAGGAGGAGUCCAACGAGGACAGCUCCGACGACAACUUCUGCAAGGACGAGGAUUUCAGCACCAGCUCGGUGGGCCAGAAGGAGAACGGCCUGUCGGAGACGGCCUCCAAGGACUCCGGCCUCACCCGGCAGACCAGCCAGGACGAGGUGGUUGUGACCACGGCCUGCAAGCCGCCCAUGUCCGAGGAGACCUCCAAAAACAAAGUGGCCUCCUGGCUGAGCUCCAACAGCAUGUCGGACAGCUUCCAGGACAACGACAGCGCCUCCUCGUUCAAGGCCAGCGAGGCCAGCGAGGCCAGGGCAGGCAAAAGCCGAGAGAAGCCCAGUGCGUCUGGGCUGGGGGGCAAGGAGGCCUUUGGCUUGGAGACAGACUCAAAGGCGCAGAGGAAGGAGGAACCUGAAGAGCCAAGCAAGCAUUCGAUGGCACCCGAGACAGGCAAGGUGUAUGGCUACAAUCCAAGCCCCAUGAAACUGGAGGGGAUCCGGAGGCCACCCAGCAAGACGACCGUGCAUCAGAGCAGAAGGCUUUUGGCUCCUCCACAACAAGCGACUGAUGAUGUGCUGACGCUGUCGAGUAGCACGGACAGCGAGGGGGACAACGGGCAGCCGGCAGCAGGACAAGCGCAGGGCAAUGCAAACGACAGUGACGACAUCCAGACCAUUUCCUCUGGCUCUGAGGAAGAGGAUGUUGAGGAUAAAAAGAAUUCCUCUUCCGGCCUAGGCCCUGUCAAAAGGCAAGUGGCAGUGAAAUCCACACGAGGGUUUGCCCUCAAAUCGACUCACGGGAUCGCCAUCAAAUCGACCAAUAUGGCAUCCGCCGACAAGGGGGAGAACAUGCUGGUGCGCAGGAACACCCGUCAGUUCUAUGACGGCGAAGAGUCCUGCUACAUCAUCGACGCCAAACUCGAGGGGAACCUGGGCCGCUACCUGAACCAUAGCUGCAGCCCCAACCUGUUUGUGCAGAACGUCUUUGUGGACACUCACGAUCUCCGGUUCCCUUGGGUCGCCUUCUUCGCCAGCAAGCGGAUCCGGGCUGGGACUGAGCUCACCUGGGAUUAUAACUACGAGGUGGGCAGCGUGGAGGGCAUGGAGCUGCUGUGCUGCUCUAAACAGGUGGCCGGGGAGGCCUUGCAGUCAUUUAAAAAACCCAACAACUGA